GCUGUUUACAACGUGCCCAAUUACCUUCACUAUCUCUUUUCUCUCAACGUUGGGCCCUGCAGUUUGGUUCUGUCCUCACCACGUUUCAUCUCACGUCUUCGAAGCUUACUACGGUUUCAAGCCCGUGGACCGUGACGGUGAGCGGAGAGGAAGGCCCUUACGUCCGAAUCCAUACGCCUGCCAUUCCACCCGACAACACAGAUAAUCUUAUUCCUGGGUAGCACAUUCAUCAAUCACAACAAGAAUAACUCACUUCCAGAAGAAAAAAACGAUAAGAUCUCCCGUUCUCUAUUCUUCAUUUUGUCGACGUGAAUACACCAUGGUGUCGGGGACGAUUCUCAGUCCCUCUUCAUCUUCCUCUCCUUUAACCGACCAAUAUCUCUCUUCGUCGUCCAAAGGCAAAUUCAUGUUACAGCCACCGUCUUCUUCGACAUUCUCCUUCACAGCACCGUUAUUGUCACCCUCUUCAUCCUCCACGACGACGACUACUUCAGGAGCAGCCACUCCCAUGAAGCUUAGACGUGUUUCAAUGGCUUUAGCUUCUUCCCCAAAGGUGGUUCCGGAGAGCACAUGGAGCUUUCGUGACGACACAGGCAUCGAAAUGCAUGUGGCAGAGACAUGUUUAAUGCCGGAGAAGAAAGGGAAGUUGAGGAAGAUAGCAGCUGAUGCGGAUGAUGAUAUUCUUGCUGAGAAGAAACAAAGGAAACGAUGGUCUCCGGAGGAGACUCAGAUGCUCGUAGAUGGAUGCAAUAAGCACGGUGUGGGGAAUUGGAAGACAAUUCUCGGAGACCUUGAAUUCAAGUUUGAUAACAGGUCACCCGUAGACCUGAAAGAUAGGUUUCGUACGUACUUCCCAGAUGCUUAUAAACAGCACUACCCAAACGCCCGUACCCACUUGUCCAGCAAGAUACGUUCCACUCUCCCAGACGGGACCUCACUGUUCGAGAAGACGCGUAGCAAGAAACGGAGACCGUUUACCGAAGAGGAAGACCGCGCCUUGAAAGCUGGUUACGAGAAGCACGGCACCGUGUGGGCUGCCAUCGUUAAAGAUCCUAUAUUCCAAGAACAGAACAGGCGUUCUACCGAUUUGCGAGACAGGUUCAGAAAUGCUUACCCAGAUCUUUAUCAAGCAGCGGGCUAUAAACCGAGAAGCGCAGCGAAGAAAAAAAUGGCCUCUGCCGGAGAAUCCUCAGGCUUUACCCUCUCGCAAGCCAGGAUGCCUAUUCGUGCCGCAACUGAUGAUCAAUUAUCGAUGGCUAGUUCAUCUACUCGGCGAAGGAAGCGGAGGAAUACCAGCCAAGGCCUGUUACGUGGUGGUACGAAGAGUGUUCCGCAGAGCGCAUCACCAUCAGAAGAUGAAGAUAGCGACAACGAAUUUAUCAAACCUUCCCGUGCGACACGCUCGAACAGUAGUCCCCUCAAUUCACUCUACUCGAGCACAAGUAAGAUUACCUCUACCUCUGAAUCGUCCUCUCCUGUGAAAGGCUUUUUGGACGAUGAUAUGGGCCUCCUCAGCAUGGACACAGACACCCUUUCGGAUGUUCUGACACUAGCCGAUUUUCCCGACACAUCACACUCCGAAAACGAUGCUCAAUCACAGGCGUGGUCGUCAGGCUUGGACACACCUGUUCAUUCACAUCACACAUGGGCUGGCUCACCAGCAUCCUCGCAUCUAUCUUCGGAUUACUUGUUAUCAUCACAAUCUUCGCCUUUCCAAGGACGUAAUGAAGGAAUCGUUGGUGGAAUGGGGAUGAUAGGAAAGUCUGCGUGGGGAACUCAGGAUUGGUUCUCUGCAAAUCCUAGACUGGACAGUAGUGGUAGCACCACUAGCUCCUUAGUACCAGAGAGAGGUUUCUCACCCGCGUCGCCUUUCUCAUUCAGUCACAGUCAUGGAAUAUUCGACCGAUAUGAUCUCAUGCCGGCGGGCAACUCGAAUGAUUUUUCUUCAGAAGUAGGAGUGGGAGAGUCGAGACAGACGUUCUCGGACGAGAUGUUUCCUCCGAGCAGUGGUUUCAGGGGUUUCACGCAUCAUUCGGAUUAUGCAGGGGAUCUUAUUUUCGGCGCGAGGACACAUCAACCGCAAGCAUCAUCGUACUAUGAGUCUGGAUUUGGGAACCUGGGAAGCGAAGGGCAAACCAUGGGAUUGGGGUUAUCUGGCAUGGACACGUCGACAGGCAUUAAUCCAAUGCAGCUUCAUACGCCUGCCUUGCCUGGGAUUGAUGAGAUUGAGCUGACUGGGAUCACUCUGGAUGAUAAUGCUCCAAUAGAUGCUCAGGUUGUUGAUGAUUCCGGGAUUGAUAUGAAUAUUCUACAUGUCCAUUCACCGACGAAGGAUGACACUCUUCGCAAGUCGCAGCUCCCUCACCACUUCCAUCUUCCACCUCCGAGACCUCAAUCCGUCAUGUCGGAAACGCGACUCAUUUUUGAUGAUCUGGUCGACAUGUCGGGUGUAGCCCAUAUGACGCCACCUGGAACUCCUCUCUCACAAUUCCGACAGAACCGCAAGCGAUCAGCUAAUUGUAAUAUUCAUUUCUCAAGGUCUAUCUCAGUCCCACCAGGGGAGAGAAAUCACAUUCCCAGUCCUCCCAGCAGACCAGUCCAGAUGCAUUCCAAUUCUCAACCGGAAAUUUUGGCGGACGGACGGGGUAUGUUCAAAAACGAAGUCCCUUUCACAUCAGACGACAGUCGCAUGUCAAUAUCCCCAUCUCGUUCUCAUCGCUCCCCAUCACCGCUGCUUUCGUCUUCGGGCUCGCUGCAGAAUCCGCCAUCGUUCUCUUCUCUCUUCUUUGCAUCAGUCUCCCAUCUGACUGGCCACCAACAACAGCCAGUCAAUGGAGAGCACUCUGGUGAUAAUAAUCUCCCAUUCUUGGAUUUACACUAUGGCGGAAUGAGUAUGCCACCACCACCCGCCGUGGAUGAAUCUCGGAACUAUCGACAGGCGUUGGAUCUGGCUCAAUCCGUAGCUUCCUCUUUGCCUAAGCCCACUAAUGGGUCUGUUAUUGGUCCUUUGGUAGGCCAAGGACAGGGGCAGGCUACCGCCACUACCGAUCCGAGGUCUAAGCCUACGCGCAUGUUCAGGGGACGUUCUGGUCUUCCAAAUCCCGAUCCUAAUCCCGCCCCCCCAGCCUCACCUUCUACUAUGUCACCUCCAUCUGGCCGGAUGUUUUUGUCUAGCCACCACCGAGGACAGAGUGCUGUUUGUCCACAGGAUCUUAUGCUCCGCAGUGAUAAUAACAAGCGAAAGAGGGCGAGUUGGGAUGGGGCGCAUUUGCUCAACUCUGCUUGCUGAAGUACUUAGUAUCGGUCGCUUAUGCCGUAUACGUACCUUGUUGAUUAUCUUGAGUUUCCCCCGUAUUUUUCGACUUUUUCAACUUUGUUUGCAAGUCCUCUUUUCUUCUCUCUCUCCCCCCACACAUAGUAUACUUAUUUCCCAGUCCUCUUUCGUUCCCUCGCAUCUUCAUCUCAUCCUCACGUCCAGGAUCCAUACUAGUGUAGUAGUGUUUCGAUCGUGAUUGGUCGCCUUCGUUUCAUAUUGUUCAUAUCGUCGCCGUCAUAUUUUUUCUCUACCCGUUUAGCAUUAUUUGACUGUCCGUCCGUCCGAGACGGCGUAGGUGUGAGAAUCAGAUUCCGGUGACUACACGCACGUGGACAUUGCUCUCAACGUUCUCUCAACACCCAUCUC
This is a messenger RNA of Marasmius oreades (fairy-ring Marasmius), 3682 nucleotides long. RefSeq lists its product as uncharacterized. The coding region runs from base 320 to 3289 and encodes 989 amino acids. The transcript has 3 exons. NCBI's taxonomy places the organism in Eukaryota, Fungi, Basidiomycota, Agaricomycetes, Agaricales, Marasmiaceae. The record is from RefSeq and is a predicted model, not a curated record.